UUUAUACUAGGAUGGAGCAGAUGGCGUUCGUUCGCAAGGCACAAAUUCAAAACUCCUCGAAAACAAAGGCAUGUCUAGUCUUGUUGGAUCUGUAGUCAUUGUUGGAUUGUUACGGUAUGGCUGAUGCGGGCUUAAGUUUAGAUGACAUAAUUAAAAAGUCGAAAUCAUCAGGAAUGAGAAGCAGAGGUGGAGGUGUUCGGAGAGGAAUUACAAGGGGUGCACGUGCUAAUGGUUCGUUAAGAGGACGUGGGUCAAAAGUAAUCACAGAUGCACGAUUUAAAAUCAUACAAAAGAAUCGGGAGAAGCUUACAGAUGCAAGAGACAAACUUGCUGAAAUUGCAAAACAGACUGAUGCUAGAUUGAAAUUAGAUAAGAUUCGUGCAUCUCAGUUGAAAAAAAUAGAAACACAGAUACCUGGAAUUUCACGAAAAGCAGGUCGCAAUGGAAGAUUAUCUUUGUCGACGAAUAAAAUACCUCCAAUCAUGCCACCUGCGAUGCCACAGAAUAUUCCAAACAAUUACAUGCCGCCACCCACAAGGACAGUGGGUUAUAGACCACCUGCGCUUGCAGAAUCUCAUUAUAUGGGAGACAUGAACAUGGAUUACAAUGAUGAUUAUAUAAUGGAAACUGCACCUUUAAGAAGAACUGUAAGUAACGAAUAUGCUCCUACACCACCUCCGCCACCUCCUGUGUUCAGUAUUAAACCUGCAUCUUCAUACACAUGGGUAAAACCAGCAAGUAGCAAUAUAACAAGAAUUGUACCUUCGCGUAAGCCUGAAGUUGAGAGGGAACAUGAAAGGGCAAGGGAUUACAAAGUUAUUGCACGUUCUUCGAUGGUAAAUAUGCCUACAAAACCUCCUUCUCCUUCGUACAAAGAAGAUUGGACUUUUGGCACAAAAUCACGAACUAUAUUAGCAGAAGAUCCAGUGGAUCCAAAGUAUUAUGAUUCACGAAGUCACAGAGAUAUUGGUGUAAAAUCACGAUUAGAUUCAGUUCCAAAUAAAUCACGAAUCAUGGGCGUUUUAUCUCGGUCAAAAACAAGUUCCAGUUCGUCGUCAUCGCAAUCAACUGGUUAUCGAAUUGUAGUAUCCAAUUUACAAGCAAACGUUACACAAGAAGAUAUAAAGGAGUUAUUUGAAGAUGUAGGAGAAUUAUUAGUGUCCAGAUUAGUGCGGCCUGGAACAGCAGAAGUAAUUUAUAAAACAUUAAAGGAUGCUACAAAAGCCGUUGAAACUUAUCAUAACAGACAAUUAGAUGGUCACCCAAUGAAAUGUCUUCUUGUAAAUCCACGACCAAAAAAUAAUCCAACAGGGCCUGCAGUAAGGUCCCUUACAGAAUCAAGAAGAAGCGUUAGUUCAAGUUAUGUACAACCAAGUUUAGGAGCAGUGCAUCGCGCAUUGUUCGAUGAUUCUUAAAUAAAUGUAUUUAAUUCUAACAAGAAAAUGUCAUGUAUAAUGGCAAAAAUGAAUUUUAUUCCAAAUAUUUCUAAAAGAUGGUAAAUACAAGGGAACUAGGUAUGAAAUCAUGAGAUUAAAGAGACAAGUAAUGUGUAGAGAAACUUCGGAGCGAAAUUUGUAUCUAUAAAAUAUCACUUAUUUUAUUUUUAAUUUGUAUAAACUCAGUAUGCCUCAACAGUUGAUGAAAAUAAAUACGAUAGAAAAUGAAUUUAAACUAAAUGUGUAAACAACAGGCACAAAAAUGCUUCUUGUACAUUUAAUAUAUCGAAAUAAAAUGAUAAGCACUUAGGAAUUUUUAA
Molecule: messenger RNA, 1756 nt
Organism: Osmia bicornis bicornis
Lineage: Eukaryota; Metazoa; Arthropoda; Insecta; Hymenoptera; Megachilidae
Exons: 7
Coding region: 117-1415 (432 amino acids)
Biological process (GO): mRNA export from nucleus
Cellular component (GO): nucleus
Molecular function (GO): mRNA binding
Source: RefSeq, a predicted model, not a curated record